UUUUGUAAAGACGCCAUUAGAUACCAUCUUCGAGCUCUGAGCUUAUUCCCAGCUCACAAAGAGGGAAAACAAAAAACACCAAGAUUCUCAGGCUUUCGUCUUCCUCAUUAAUUCCUACAGGUUUUAAUUAGGGUUUUUCCCCUUCAUCCAACCGGGUCUCAAUCCAUUUAAUCGCCUAUUCGAAACUGCUAAUCGUCGCAUUGGUGCUGCUCUGCACAUCAAUCUUGUUGCAUAGUGUUUUUAUUCUUCGAGAAAAACGAAGAAAUGGGUGCUCAGAGAAAGGGGGCAUCGCGGGUUUCCGAGGACUCCGAGGAGUUGGCACGAGUUUCGUUGCAGGCAGUUCUUCUUGCCGAUAGCUUUACCACUAAGUUUCGUCCCAUAACGCUUGAACGACCCAAGGUAUUACUGCCGCUGGUAAAUGUCCCUAUGAUUAAUUAUGCCUUAUCCUGGCUCGAAUCGGCUGGUGUUGAAGAGGUGUUUGUAUUUUGCUGUGCUAACUCGAAACAAGUAAUUGAUUACUUGGAGAACUCUGAGUGGGUAUCCCUACCAGACUUUGCAGUCACAACUAUAGAGUCACACAACUCCAUUAGUGCUGGAGACGCCCUGCGUUUGAUCUAUGAAAGAAAUGUGAUACAUGGUGAUUUUGUACUUAUCACUGGAGACACCGUAAGCAACAUGCCACUUACGCAAGCUCUUCAAGAACACAAAGAUAGAAAGAAGAAAGAUAGUAAUGCCGUAAUGACUAUGGUUGUCAAACGGUCAAAGCCUUCUCCAAUCACACACCAAUCUCGGCUUGGCACUGAUGAACUGUUUAUGGCAAUUGAUCAUAAUUCUAAGCAGCUCUUAUACUAUGAGGAUAGGGCUGACGAUUCAAAAGGAAUUAUACAUCUGGACAAGUCAUUGCUAAUGGAUAAUCCUUCCGUGUCACUUCAUAACGACUUGCAGGAUUGUUAUAUAGACAUAUGCUCCCCAGAAGUACUCAGCCUGUUUACUGACAAUUUUGACUACCAACAUCUACGUCGCCAUUUUGUCAAGGGUUUGCUCUUAGAUGAUGUACGUAUACCUUAUUAUGGACAUGUAGCCUUUUUUUUUUAAUAAGAAUUUUAUAUCUAUUAAAUUAAGCUUAUUUUA
Messenger RNA from Cucurbita pepo subsp. pepo (vegetable marrow), 1131 nucleotides. NCBI's taxonomy places the organism in Eukaryota, Viridiplantae, Streptophyta, Magnoliopsida, Cucurbitales, Cucurbitaceae. The record is from RefSeq and is a predicted model, not a curated record.